Messenger RNA from Alternaria arborescens, 327 nucleotides. RefSeq lists its product as hypothetical. The transcript has 2 exons. NCBI's taxonomy places the organism in Eukaryota, Fungi, Ascomycota, Dothideomycetes, Pleosporales, Pleosporaceae. Bases 1 to 327 code for a protein of 108 amino acids. The record is from RefSeq and is a predicted model, not a curated record.
AUGUACUGUACUUCAUGCGACGUCAAGAAGCUCGAUCUCUGGGUUACGAGUUUUGAAGAUGCUAGGUACAACUUCAAGAUCGCUGGUAGCAUCGACAUCACCACUGACUCAUCAUACCAGUGGGACGUAAACAUACCAUUUGCAGCACUCGUAGCAAAUGAUUAUUGGGUAUUGCGCUUCACACCUGCUGGCGCACCAGUUGGGCCGGACGAUCCGUAUCCAGAGCAGAUUUCGUCUUCAGGAUUCUACAUCAACGGCCCUCCGCAACCAUCUACUAUUAUCAAUACAGUCACAGCCCAGCUGAGCAGUAAGUCCCUCAUGUGCUAA